Messenger RNA from Metschnikowia bicuspidata var. bicuspidata NRRL YB-4993, 339 nucleotides. RefSeq lists its product as uncharacterized. The record is from RefSeq and is a predicted model, not a curated record. The transcript has a single exon. NCBI's taxonomy places the organism in Eukaryota, Fungi, Ascomycota, Pichiomycetes, Serinales, Metschnikowiaceae. The coding region runs from base 1 to 339 and encodes 112 amino acids.
AUGGAGGAGGCUGGCGACAACGACGACGCAUCUGAGGCACCUGAUGACAGCGGAUACAUUGAGGAGGCUGGCGACAACGACGACGCAUCUGAGGAACCUGAGGCACCUGAUGAGACAGGUUUAGCCGAGGACAAAGACGAAGCGGAUGUCAUUGCCAGUGAUGCAGCUGAAUGUGAAAAAGAUUCUGAUGACGUCGCGGAGUUGGUUGAGGAUUCUGACGAUACAUGCGAAUCUGUCGAAGAAACAGAUGACAAGUGUGGGACUGACGACAGAGCUGGAGAUGUCUGUGAAGCUGAGCUCAUUGACGAUGCCUUUGAGGAAAUUGACGAUAAAGGAUAA